AUGGAAUUAUUUCUGCAAACUAUAGACCAAAGCUUCGCUACUACCAAAGAAUUAAAUGAUAUCAAUCAAAAACUAAUAAGCAAUGAGGUUGUGGAUAAGAAAGAUAUACUGAAUGUGAAGAAACGAUUUAUAUUAAGUUCAGUCAAGUUACAGCGGUCAAUUCAAAAUCUUAAAGAUAUUGAAAAUGAGAGUAAAAAGAAUUUCAUUAAAAAGGAUAUAACAAACUAUAACAAAUUGGUAUCAGAAGUAGCAAAAGCAAAUCAAAAUUUGGCAGAAACAACUAUAUCUUAUGAGAAAUUAGCAUCGACUGUGAAAAUGCCAGAUUUUACUAUCAAUAUUAAAACUAUACGUAAGUUUCAUAAUGAAGACUUAAUUAAAAUAAGUGAGAAGAUAAUAUCUGCUGAUGAAUCAGUAAAAAAUAUAAAACUUAAUCAACUAUUUGCAUUAAAUUCCAACAAUGACGAAAAUGAUUUAAUAUUUCCUGAUAUUCAACUUCUUCAUGAUUUAAUUAAUCUAGAGUUUCAAGAAAAAAUUAAGAAAAGAGUGAUGCUAGAGAUUUUGAGUUUAAUAAAAGUCAAAUUGGAGAAAGAAACUAGAUCUUGGAUACAGCAGGAUAGUCUUUUGAAGCAUUUCUUGAAUGUUAAGGUUAAAGAAGUGAUUGAAAAAGUUGAAUUGCUUAAGUCUACGGACGAAAAAGAAAAAGAGGAAGAAGAGGAAGAUGAAGAAGAAGUAGACGAAAGAGAAGAUGAAAAUAGGCGGACGAGAGAAGAUCAAGAAACGGAAUAUCUUAGUGAGGAAGAAGCUUCCGUGGAAGAUGACUUAAAUGAAAGCAGAUUGAGUGGAGAUGAUGCUGAGGUAGUGGAGAUAGUGAGUGAAGAAGAAGAAAUUCAAGAUGAAAGCGAAUUACUAGAAAAGGAAUUGCAACCUGAACAGUCUUAUGAAGGGGAAGAAGUAGAAGAAGGAGUAGAAAAGGAUGAAGAAGUAGAAGAAGAAGAUGAUGAUGAUAAUGAUGAUGACGAUGACGAUGUCAUGAUGUUAGAUAAUUGA
Molecule: messenger RNA, 1047 nt
Organism: Lodderomyces pseudojiufengensis
Lineage: Eukaryota; Fungi; Ascomycota; Pichiomycetes; Serinales; Debaryomycetaceae
Exons: 1
Coding region: 1-1047 (348 amino acids)
Source: RefSeq, a predicted model, not a curated record